AUGGCAAGUCAAAUUAUAUCUACCGAUAUUUUCAUUACAAAGGCAAAAGAAAGGAGUAAGGAAAAACAAGCAGGAGAUUAUGCUGAUUUAUUUGGAACUAAUCAACAUUAUAGCAUUCCUACGAACUAUGAAGAUUUUGGACGAAGAUUUGUGUUAAGUUAUCCAUAUUUUGAGAAAAAUACGGCUAAUAAUGCAGCAGAAGCUGCCUUAGAUAACGCUGCAAAGGAACAUCUGGAAGGCAAAAAAUUAACGAAUAAACUCACACCUGUGAAGGCACCGCCAGAAUUCGUCCUUGCUAUAGCAAAAGAAUCAGCGAUCUUAGAAGCGGCCAAACCGAAAAAUCCCGCAGACGAAGUUAUAAGAAAAGAUAUUUUAAGAACUGGGGACUAUUGGGACAGCGUAUGGAAAGAAGAUGUAGACCCAGAUAAGGUGUUACGAUCAUCCAUUGACAAUCAAAAUGAACUGGAACCGUUUACAGUAGAAAUAUCACCUGGAUCGAAGCUUUACGAUCUUAUAUCAGUUUUGAAACAAAAAUCACCUCGUCUUCUUUAUGUUAUUAAUAAAAAUAAUUACGAAUAAA
Messenger RNA from Melitaea cinxia (Glanville fritillary), 580 nucleotides. RefSeq lists its product as uncharacterized. The coding region runs from base 1 to 579 and encodes 192 amino acids. NCBI's taxonomy places the organism in Eukaryota, Metazoa, Arthropoda, Insecta, Lepidoptera, Nymphalidae. The record is from RefSeq and is a predicted model, not a curated record. The transcript has 7 exons.